Benincasa hispida (wax gourd) is the source of this 1899-nucleotide messenger RNA. RefSeq names its product basic helix-loop-helix (bHLH) DNA-binding superfamily protein (gene PYE). The record is from RefSeq and is a predicted model, not a curated record. Gene Ontology annotation, molecular function: protein dimerization activity. NCBI's taxonomy places the organism in Eukaryota, Viridiplantae, Streptophyta, Magnoliopsida, Cucurbitales, Cucurbitaceae.
ACCAAUUGAUUCUUUUCAAUUUUGUUUCUCCUCUUUGCUUUCUUAUGGUUUUCUUCAUUUUCUUACUUGCCUCUGUUUGUUUUUCACAAUUUUCUGCCAAAUACGCCUCUUUGCUGAAUUUUAACUUUGAAAAUGCUGGAUAUUUCAAUUGUUUACUAUUGCAACAUGUAGAGUAGCAAUUACCACUCAUAUGACCUAACUCGUAUGCUUUAUAUAAUUUCUUGCGGUGGUUCAAAUGAGAAAAAGGAUUUCUUUGGACAGGCCUUUCGUUUUGCAUUGUUUUUUUUUGCAAAUUGGAAUGUGUUUCUAGCUUCAAGUUGUUUGCUUUGCUUUGAUUAUUAAGAUUUGUUCGUGGGGAUUAUGAUAAUUGCAGAAUUUCGUCAUUUCACUCUGUUUCACUUGCUGUUGAAGAUCAUGGUCUCUGAGGUUCCUUCAAAGUCGGUUGUUGAAACUGAUGCUACAGUCGUGGCAUCGGUUUCUAGGAAUUGUCCUGGUAAAAAAAAUCAGGUGAAAGUUCCUAAAAAAAUUCACAAGGCUGAGAGGGAGAAGUUGAAGCGAGAGCAUUUAAACGAUCUCUUCCUUGACCUCGCAAAUGCACUUGAGCUGACAGAACCGAAUAAUGGGAAGGCAUCUAUAUUGUGUGAAGCAAGUCGGUUGCUGAAAGACUUGUUUGGUCAGAUUGAGUGCCUUAGAAAGGAGCAUGCGUCGUUGUUGUCAGAAUCUCGAUACGUCGACAUUGAAAAGAAUGAGCUGCGAGAAGAGACUUCUACUUUAGCAUCUCAGAUUGAGAAACUACAAAGUGAGUUACAAUCAAGGGCUGUACACUCUAAACCUGACUUAAACAUUGCCCCCCCACCUGCAGAGUUUCUGCAACAAGGGACGACAGUACCACAUUUCUCAGGGGAAUGCCUUGGAUUGCCUGUUAUGGAACCUACAUUGCAGCAAACACAUACCGUCUUUAUCGUUCCUGUGCGACCAGAUCUCCCAUCUUAUCCAGCAAGGGAUGCAGCUCAUGCCCCGACAAUGCCUACCUCACAUGUAAGCAAACCACAUGCCAGAUAUCCAACACCAGCAGAUUCAUGGCCUGCUGGAAUUCUCAAAUCGUCACAAACAGAAGCAAGUAAAGAGUUUUAGCCAUUGGUUGCAAGAGCAUUGCAGAUAUGGGAGGAAAAGGAUCUGACAGAAGUCAGAGCUGGUUGAUGUAGUGACCUCUUUUGUUUUUAUAAAACAGAUGCCCUCAGCAGACAGAUGAUUGUAGUAUAAGUUAAAAAUGGCUGAUGGCUAACCUGUGUUUUAGGAUCUGUCUAUUAGUAGGACGUUAGAUUCGAACAACGUUCGGGACUUAGAAUCUUUAGUUAUUUACCCCGUAACAAGUUAAUGAAUCAGCAGUUUGGUUCCCACCUUUCUCCCCCCUCCAAAAAAGAAACCACUGCUUCAUUCCCCUGAUUUUCAAGACCGUUCAACCUGGAUAUUUGUAGAAAUCUACUAAGUUAUGAAAUGAAAAAGAGAUUGGAAUGCUGUGAACAAAAUUGCUCAGAUCUUAGGAUCUUUGGGGAAUACGAGGCUGACCACCAGUUUCACUUUGCUUGGAGCUCUUGGAAUUUUCUCAGUCAAGCUCAAAAACAUUUUGGGAAUCUGAGACAAAAAGAAGCAGUAGUGUGCGUUCGAGAAGGCUUCACUUUACCUCCUUUGUCAUUACGUGGAAACUUUUGUUUGGUGGACCCUCAGCUUUCAGCGCUCCCAAAGUACCAAAUAAAGAACACUUCUUAGCCUCUCAAGUAUUGAAAUAUUGAGAUUCAUAUUCCUUAUGGUCAUCCUUUCUUGAGUUAUUUUAUCUGUAAAGUGGUUGUGUCAAUUUGGAACCUUUGGUAGUAAUAACAUUUUUUUUAAGAUUGAACA